Meloidogyne enterolobii is the source of this 600-nucleotide messenger RNA. The record is from the annotation of a GenBank genome assembly. NCBI's taxonomy places the organism in Eukaryota, Metazoa, Nematoda, Chromadorea, Rhabditida, Meloidogynidae.
ACAGAUUUACCUUUUAUUAAUAUGAAUAUUAUUGAAAUUACAAAUUUUAUUCGCACUACUGAUGACGCACUUACAUUUCUUCGGGAAAGAGGUAUUCUUAGAGCUUUGGAUCGACCCCCAAUUUGUCCGGUCUGUGGUCAACAAAUGGAACUUAAAAGGAGGCAAAGCACUGGAGAUGGAGAAGUUUGGCGAUGUGAACGUAGAAUUAGAGGAGCAAAGCAUAAAAGACAAGUUUCAAUUCGGCACGGGUCUUUCUUAGAGCAAAGUAAUCUCCAACCAUGGAAAUUUGUGAUGUUAGCAUAUUUCUGGGCUCGUGGAUGUUCUAAUGCUAUGUUAGAGGAAUUUUGUGAACUUUCCCCGCAUUCAGUAAUAGAUUGGUGUAACUUUUUCCGUGGGGUCACUUCUCGACACCUACUUGCAAAUCCAAUUAUGCUUGGUGGAAUCAAUAGGAUUGUUCAAAUUGACGAAUCGUUAGUAUCAAAGCGUAAAAAUAAUGUCGGACGUGUGGUAGAAGAAAAAUUGGCUUUCGGUGCGUUUGAUUGUCACACGCGGAUUGGUAUUUUGGUUUUAAUUCCAGAUAAAACUCAGGUUUAAUAUUGU